Molecule: messenger RNA, 723 nt
Organism: Drosophila nasuta
Lineage: Eukaryota; Metazoa; Arthropoda; Insecta; Diptera; Drosophilidae
Gene: wac
Product: wee Augmin
Exons: 4
Coding region: 153-665 (170 amino acids)
Source: RefSeq, a predicted model, not a curated record
UUUUUUAUUAUCAUCAAAACAAUUUAUUGAAAAAUACAUAAAACGAAGGCACUGCUUAGUUUCUACAGUAGUCAAGUACUGCUCGCUUAUAAGAAUUUAAUAUAAAAAUCUACUACGAAAUCUAGUUGAAAUCGACAUCUUGCUUUUUCAAAAUGGACAACGUGAAGCUGCAAGAAGAGGUGAAUGCACUGAAGAAUCUUGGCGAGCACUUGGAAAGUCAACUAAAAAUGAUUGGAUUUGAACUCUGCGAUCUGCCCGAUGAUGUUUCGUUAUUAUUGGACAAUUGUGUGGAUAUCCAGAUGGAGACAAAUCUACACGAAUUAAACAUUAACUAUUUACGCGAAUAUUAUUAUACAAAAAAGCGUGAGACCAUUGAGAACAAACAGAUCACAGCACAACAGACGGCAGAGUUGAAGAAACUAAAGGAUUCCAUUGAAGAAACCGACAAGGAUAUCAAAGUAUUGGAGAAAUUCAAGGAUAAAGUGGGCAAACGCCUGAUGACGGAACCAUCAUUGCAGCGCAAUCUUAUCACGAUCGAGGGCAAAGCCAAAUCCCUGCAAGACAGGCAAAAGAAUUUUGUGAUGCAGGAGGAUUUCAAUAUCGAUGCCUUGAUUGACAAGGUGGAGCAGUUGGAGACGUGGCGCAAGAAAGCGGACACAAAAUAAGAGUAGCAUUUGUUGUAUAAAAAAUGAUUUUAAUAUAUUUGUUUUAUUUAAUCGGUAA